AUGGACAGCCCUCGCUUCGCCAGCUCUAAUGCAGCCCAGGAGCAGGACACUCCGGCACCGAAUGUCGUGCCUGCCAACGAGUACUACUCCAGCUCAAACUACAUCUCCCGCCACAGAACCCUCGGCAGCUCAAGGAAGCCUGCAAGCAUCCACAGCCCCAACGACCCAAUGGCACAUUCCGAGGCAGCGACAAAGUACAGGCGGCCACGGCGAGGUUCACAUGACGACAAGGCCACCAAGCCACGACGCUUCCUCAUCGACGUUGAUGAGACCCAAAAGCUGAUUCUGGAGCAGGAGGACACGGAUGGCGACUUUCAGAUCACCGUCAACGAUGUCGGUCCCAAGGUCAUCACCCUCGGUACUGCAGACUCUGCUGGAUUCAACAAAUACGACAUCCGCGGCACCUACAUGCUCAGUAACCUCCUUCAGGAACUGUCGCUUGCCCAGGACUAUGGACGCAAAUACGUCGUUCUGGACGAGGCUCGCUUGAACGAGAACCCCGUCGAUCGCCUCUCUCGCAUGAUUAGACAUCAUUUCUGGGACGGCCUCACACGCCGCAUCGACUCAGAGGGACUGGAGCUGAUAGCCAACGACCCCAAGAACAGAUCCAAGAACACUGCGCCCAGAAUCUACAUUCCAUUUGGCGAGGACGAGGUCCUGGAGUACUACAAGAAUGUCAGUGUGCAGAAGCCCCAUCUUAAGCUCGACGUUGAGCAGCUGCCCGAGGUGAUCACCCCGAAGUAUGUCCAGUCCAUCAACGAUAAGCCAGGAAUCCUCGCUUUGGCCAUGACAAAGUUCACGAACGACGAGGGCCAAGAGACCUUGAAGGGUGUUCCAUUUGUUGUUCCUGGAGGUCGAUUCAACGAGAUGUACGGAUGGGAUUCAUACUUUGAAUCUCUCGGAUUGCUGGUCGACGGUCGUCUCGAACUGGCCAAGGGCAUGGUCGAUAACUUUGUCUACGAGAUCAAGCACUAUGGCAAGAUCCUGAACGCCAACCGCAGUUACUACCUCACCAGGACUCAACCUCCGUUCCUGACCGACAUGAUUCUCAAGGUCUAUGAUCGCCUCCCUUACAGUCUCGAGAUCGAGAACAAGCAGUGGCUCGCUGUUGCUUUCACGGCGGCGAUCAAGGAGUAUCUCACCGUCUGGAUGUCUCAGCACCGCUAUGAUCCCGAGUCAGGAUUGUCGCGCUUCUACAGCGAGGGUAUUGGAAUGCCUCCAGAGACUGAGGCUACCCAUUUCGACCAUGUCAUUAAGCCAUACGCUGAUCGCAAGGGAGUCUCUGUUGAGGAAUACAGCCGACUUUACAACGAGGGCUUGGUAGACGAGCCCCAGCUGGAUACCUACUUCAAGCACGACCGUGCUGUGCGUGAAUCAGGACACGAUACCACCUACCGGCUCGACAAUUGCGCUGCUGAUAUUGCCACCGUCGAUUUGAACUCGCUCCUUUAUAAGUACGAGAUGGACAUUGCCGAGACCAUCCAGUCGAUCUUUGGCGACUCUUUCGAGACACCCUACUUUGCGUCGUAUGAUACCUCGUUAUCGACCGACCAUCCCGAGACUAUUGUGCAUACCUCUGCAGAGUGGUUCGAACGUGCCCGCGUUCGCCAGGAGAGAAUCAACAGGCUCUGCUGGAACGAGGAGCGCGGAAUGUAUUUUGAUUACGAUACCCGUCUGAAGGCCCAAGGAACUUAUGAGAGCGUCACGACCUUUUACACCAUGUGGUCAGGACUCGCCGAUCGCGAAAAAGCAGAAAAGAUGAUGGUUAACGCCUUGCCUCUCUUUGAAGUCACUGGUGGAUUGGUCUCUGGAACAGAGUCAUCGCGUGGUACGAUUACCCUCUCCCGCCCUAACCGUCAAUGGGAUUUCCCCUUUGGCUGGGCGCCUCACCAAAUCAUGGCCUGGAUUGCCUUUGAAAAGUACGGAUUCAUGGACGAAGCCAAGCGAACCUGCUACCGUUGGCUGUACACCAUCACAAAAUCAUUUGUUGACUUUAACGGCGUGGUGCCUGAGAAGUUUGAUGUUGUGAACAUGACUCACCGGGUCCAGGUCGAGUACGGCAACGUUGGCUUGGACUUCAAGUUUAUUCCUCGUGAAGGAUUUGGAUGGAUGAAUGCCAGUUACCAAGUCGGUCUGGGUUACAUGGAUCGUGGCCUUCGCCGUGCACUGGGAGCUGUGAUGGACCCCUGCAAGGUGUUCAAAGGCAGGGCAUUAGCUGUUGAGAAGUCACAACAGAACAACACCAACGAGAGCAUUGCCACUCAGCCUCCAGAUGUGACUACACGCCUCGUCCGCCCCAACUCGCUCCGGAGAGUGUAA
This is a messenger RNA of Linnemannia hyalina, 2319 nucleotides long. The record is from the annotation of a GenBank genome assembly. NCBI's taxonomy places the organism in Eukaryota, Fungi, Mortierellomycota, Mortierellomycetes, Mortierellales, Mortierellaceae.